Entamoeba dispar SAW760 is the source of this 450-nucleotide messenger RNA. RefSeq lists its product as uncharacterized. The record is from RefSeq and is a predicted model, not a curated record. The transcript has a single exon. Lineage: Eukaryota; Evosea; Mastigamoebida; Endamoebidae. The coding region runs from base 1 to 450 and encodes 149 amino acids.
AUGACUUUUCUUCCUUAUGAUGAAGAAGAAGUAAAUAUAUUAUUAAAAAAAUACAACCAACAAACCUCUAAUUUAAUAAUUGAAGAAUAUAAAGAGAAAGAAAUAAUAUCAUUACAAAAUAUAGAUAGUCAAUUAAAAUAUGAAAAACUUAUUAAUAAAGCAUCAGAUUAUCAUUGUCAAAUUACUACAUUAAAAGAAUUCUAUCAAGGAAAUUUAAAGGAAAAAGAAAGUUUAGAAAAAAUUAAUCAAAAUCUAAACAAUGAUAUUAAUUCAUUACAAAAUCAAAUUAUUCAAAUUAAACAAUUAUAUUUUAAUGAAUUAAUUGAUAAAAUAGGAGAAAGUGGAUUAUCAUUAGAAAAUCUUCAAGAAGUAUUUCUUCAACUUAUUAUUAAAGAAGUUCCUCUCUCUUCUUGGAAAGAAUAUCUUAUUAAUCAAUACUUUUCUAUAUAA